Messenger RNA from Rhinolophus ferrumequinum (greater horseshoe bat), 1942 nucleotides. RefSeq names its product KLF transcription factor 6 (gene KLF6). The record is from RefSeq and is a predicted model, not a curated record. Bases 247 to 1098 code for a protein of 283 amino acids. Gene Ontology annotation, molecular function: DNA-binding transcription factor activity, RNA polymerase II-specific; RNA polymerase II cis-regulatory region sequence-specific DNA binding. The transcript has 4 exons. Gene Ontology annotation, biological process: regulation of transcription by RNA polymerase II. NCBI's taxonomy places the organism in Eukaryota, Metazoa, Chordata, Mammalia, Chiroptera, Rhinolophidae.
CAGAGGUUUGAAUAGGAAGUUUUGCAGGGGUUACGUUUGCAGUCAGUCCGGUGUUUGCAAAUAUUGUGUGGGCUCGCGAGCGCGUCUCUGGGCUCCGGUAGGAUCCGAACCCGCGGCUCCUAAUUGCUGUGCACUGAGUUUGCAUGAAACUUUCCCGGCGCUGCAGGCACGGCCGCUGCGCUCCUGACUCCAGACCGCACUCCUCCCUGUUGGUACAACAGCGGGGACUGUCUUUUCCAACCCGACAUGGAUGUACUCCCAAUGUGCAGCAUCUUCCAGGAACUCCAGAUUGUGCACGAGACCGGGUACUUCUCAGCGCUGCCCUCCCUGGAGGAAUAUUGGCAACAGACCUGCCUGGAGUUGGAACGUUACCUCCAGAGUGAGCCCUGCUAUGUGUCAGCCUCCGAAAUCAAGUUCGACAGCCAGGAAGAUCUGUGGACCAAAAUCAUCCUGGCUCGGGAGAAAAAGGAGGACCCCGAAGUGCAGGUUUCCUCCAGUCCCCCAGAGGACGCUCUCAACAGCCCUGGCUUUGGUUACAACCUGGAGACCAACAGCUUGAACUCUGACCUGAGCAGUGAGUCCUCCGACAGCUCCGAGGAGCUCUCGCCCACUUCCAAGUUCACCUCCGACCCCAUCAGCGAAGUGCUGGUCACCUCGGGGAACCUGAGCUCCUCUGUCACUUCCACACCCCCUUCUUCUCCAGAACUCAGCAGAGACCCCUCUCACCUGUGGGGCUGCGCGCCCAGUGAGCCACACCCUCCUGGGAAGAUACGCAGUGGGACUUCUGGGAAGCCCGGUGACAAGGGCAGUGGGGAUGCCUCCCCAGAUGGCCGGAGGAGGGUGCAUCGCUGCCACUUUAAUGGCUGCAGAAAAGUUUACACCAAAAGCUCCCACUUGAAAGCACAUCAGCGCACUCACACAGGAGAAAAGCCUUACAGAUGCUCCUGGGAAGGGUGUGAGUGGCGUUUUGCAAGAAGCGAUGAGUUAACCAGACACUUCAGAAAGCACACGGGUGCCAAGCCUUUUAAAUGUUCUCACUGUGACAGGUGUUUCUCCAGGUCCGACCACCUGGCCCUGCACAUGAAAAGGCACCUCUGAGGGAGCAGAGUGCGAAUCCUGCGGCUAAAACGGCUUCCAGGCUGAAAGAUGGCCGUGGAAGGAGGGUGCGUGUUCCAGCCGAAGCAUGCCACUUUGCACCCCACCCAGUUGCCUCCAGGACCUCUCCUUGGAAGGUCUUUUGAGGGCAAAAAAAGUCAUGUCAGAAGCGACAGAGCGCCCGUGGUGUGUGGUGUUUGGGUGGCCCUGGGCUUGCCACCGGUACCUGUCUUCUGAGUGGUCCCUAAGCCUGCCGUGAGCAUGUGCACUGAGAAUGUUAAUGGUUGGGUUGGCUGAAUGUGAAGGGAUUUAGUACAGACUGUGUGAUGAAGCAGUGUUUCCUGUGCAGGGGCCAGACUGCACGAGACAGAAAACAUGGAGUUUGAAUGUUUUGUGUGUGCUGAGUAUACCAUGAGAUGAGAUGACCACCAAUCGUUUCCUGGAGGGUGGGGGCAUGGGGAGGGUGUCUGCGCCUUAGGGGGAAAAAAAAAGAAAAAAGGGAAACCGUGGAGGGCGGGAGUGGGCAGUCAGGACCCUGCGUGGUGAGUGGGUGUGGGGAGGGGGAGCCCUACCCUGUGUGCGAGGAACUUUGGUGUCUGGUGCAGCUAUGAAAUGUGCAAUGUGUUGAGUAGCUUGUUUGGCUACAACAGAGCUCAUUUGUUACCCAUUGUAUAAGCUGUGUAUUUACAAAUAGAACACAAUGGUAACCUUUCCUUAUAAGACAAAACUAAUGCAUGGUCUAGGGAAAUUUCUGCUUUUCCAUUUUUAAAUCAGGACUACAACUUUGAUUCCAGUUACUAAGCAGCUAAGAUACAAUUUGUGGAAUUCAGUAACCCCGAGCCGUCUG